Messenger RNA from Capsella rubella, 1844 nucleotides. RefSeq names its product heat stress transcription factor A-3. NCBI's taxonomy places the organism in Eukaryota, Viridiplantae, Streptophyta, Magnoliopsida, Brassicales, Brassicaceae. The coding region runs from base 463 to 1710 and encodes 415 amino acids. The transcript is spliced from 2 exons. The record is from RefSeq and is a predicted model, not a curated record. Gene Ontology annotation, molecular function: RNA polymerase II cis-regulatory region sequence-specific DNA binding; DNA-binding transcription factor activity. Gene Ontology annotation, biological process: regulation of transcription by RNA polymerase II. Gene Ontology annotation, cellular component: nucleus.
GAGACACUUUGAUCAAAAAAAAAAAAAAAAGAUCACAGAGACAGACAGAGAGAGAGAGAGAGCUAAAAAAAAAGCGAAGCUGCAAGGAAGGAAACAACUUGAAAAAAGACAUUCAAAUGUCGGUGUGUUUAAAUUUGUUGUUGAUUUCUCUGUCACAAAUCUCUUCAUCAUCUCAUCUGCCCCCAUUACCCAAAAAGAACCAACGAAUCACACCGAAGAAGAUGAAUCCACGGUGGCGCAAAACUGACCCACCCAUCCCACCGCCUCUCUUUUCCCUCCCCACCACCCAGAGAGAUUUUUUCCCCCAAUCUACAGUUUGUCGGUUACUUCCUUCCUUCCUCUCCCCCCCUAAACCUUUAUAAACCCUUCAUCUCUUCCCUUCUCCUACUAAUACUUGUCUUAAAUCCCCCCUUAAUUAACCCCCCUUUACUAAACCCGUUAAAUAUUCCUUUCUUUUUUCAAAUGAGCCCCAAAAAAUAUGAUUUUCCUAAACCAAGUCCAAUUUCAGUACCGGGGUCUCUCUACUCAGACUGCGUCGACGACACUUCUGACAUCAUGGGUUUCUCUGGCUCUACUCCUCCACUCCCUCCUACGCCACUUGACUUGUUGCAAGCGAAUCAAGUUCCGCCCUUUUUGUCCAAGACUUUUGAUUUGGUGGAUGACCCCAGCCUUGACCCUGUCAUCUCUUGGGGACUCGCCGGUGCCAGCUUCGUCGUUUGGGAUCCUCUCGAGUUCGCCAGAACCAUUCUCCCUAUGAAUUUCAAACAUAACAAUUUCUCCAGCUUCGUCAGACAGCUUAACACUUAUGGAUUUCGAAAGAUUGAUACUGACAAAUGGGAAUUCGCUAACGAGGCCUUCCUUAGAGGCAAGAAACAUCUUCUCAAGAACAUUCAUCGUCGUCGAUCACCACAAUCCAACCAAACUUGCACUAGUAGCUGCAACCAAAGCCAAGGGUCACCUACUGAGGUUGGAGGAGAGAUCGAGAAACUUAGGAAAGAGCGGCGUGCAUUGAUGGAGGAAAUGGUAGAGCUUCAGCAGCAAAGCAAAGGCACAGCUCGCCAUGUAGACGCUGUGAACCAGAGGCUGAAAGCUGCAGAGCAACGUCAGAAGCAGUUGCUCUCUUUCUUGGCUAAGUUGUUUCAGAACCCGGCUUUCUUGGAACGCCUGAAGAACCUCAAAGGAAGAGAAAAAGGAGCACUCGGAUUGGAAAAGGCCAGAAGGAAGUUCAUCAAGCAUCAGCAGCCUCAGGAUUCUCCAACAGGAGCGGAGAUGGUGAAGUAUGAAGCUGAUGAUUGGGAGAGAUUGCUAAUGUAUGACGAAGAGACUGAGAAAACUCCACUCUCUGGCCAACAAGGGAUGACUUCAAGCGUAGGAGGAACCGAUCCGAAAGGCAAGAACUUGAUGAAUAUAUCAGAGGAAGAGAUGACAAAACCAGAUUACUUGAUGUCCUUCCCAUCUCCUGAAGGACUUAUCAAACAAGAAGAGACAUGGAGCAUGGGUUUCGAUACUACAAUACCGAGUUUCGGCAACACCGAUGUAUGGGGAAACACAAUGGACUAUAGUGAUGUCUCGGAGUUUGGUUUUGUUGCAGAAACAGCAAGUGGUGGUUUGCCUGAUGUCUACUGGGAACAAUUUGCUGCAGGAAUCACAGAGAAUGGAUUCAACUGGCCAACUGGUGAUGAUGAUAAUACGCCAAUGGAUGAUCCUUAAUAGCUUUUCAUAUAUAGUUUAGACCAGAAACCCGUUUAUAAUCGGGUGAACUAUUAAUUCAUUAUUCAUUUUGAAUGCACUCUUAUGCAUAUAAUAAUAAUAAUGAGUUUGAUUGUGCCUUUUCUUAUUCAGAA